UUGUGUUGUGGCAUUGGUUAAUGCACUUCACCUUGGCGUCUAAAGCUCAGCAUUUCACAAACAAGAUCAUACCAUGGGCGCGCAGGCAGUGGAGUAAUCACACAUCCGUGACGAUCUGCAUCUUCAACGCUGGGGGACUUGUCUUUGGCUGGUGAUUUAUUGAAGGUGCGUGAACCACAGGAAAUUUCGAAAAUGAUUAAAAUGGAAUUGGUUUUCGCAAUUUUGACCGGCCUUUUUACCACUGGAUUCGCCAGAAAUGUGACAUUUCACAGGGUUGCUGAACCAAUCGAAGACCACUACAUCGUUGUGAUGAAGCCGAAAGAAGACGUGGUCGCUGUCAAGAAGCUAAUCCAACUAGAUCGGUCUGGAAUCUUCAGAGACUCAUAUAUCAAGCACACCUACACAACGGCCAUUAAUGGCUUCUCCGCUAAACUAUCAGAGAGAGCUCUCGCAAAGCUCUUGGCUCGGGAUGAGAUCGACUACAUUUCGCAAGAUAGUAAGGUCACCGCUACUGCUGUAGCUCAAUGGGUCUUAGACCGUAUCGGUCAGCGGAACCUUCCACUGAGUGGCGAUUUUAGUUUCUUAGGAAACGGUUCUGGAGUCAAUGUGUACGUCGUGGAUACAGGGAUCUUCCCAGGUAGCUCUUUCUUUGGUGGUCGAGCAAAGGUAGCCUAUGACUCGGUCGGGGAUGGACAAGCUUAUGGCAUUGAUUGCAAUGGUCACGGCACCCACUGCGCCGGGACCAUAGGAGCGGAGAUAUUUGGAGUUGCCCCGGGUGUUAACCUCUUCGGAGUACGUGUCCUCGACUGCCAAGGAAGCGGUACAGCUGCUGGCGUCAUCGCAGGUUGUGAUUUUGUUGCGCGUUCAGCUAUGAAACCCGCCAUAGCUUCUAUGUCACUAGGAGGCUUUGCGCAGCCGGCGUUGGACGAUGCUGUGAGAGGGAUGUUUCAUGCUGGCGUUACCACAAUGGUUGCGGCGGGCAAUUCCAACAAUGACUCCUGUUUAUUCUCACCAAGCAGAGUCAGAGAGGCCAUAACGGUUGCUGCUACGGCUAUCAACGAUCGCCGAGCUUCUUUCUCCAAUUAUGGUAGUUGUGUUGACCUGUUUGCCCCGGGUGUGAAUAUCCCAAGUGCGGCAAUAAGCGGUGAAGAGUAUAUCGCAGCAUUCAGCGGAACGUCUAUGGCUUGUCCUCACGUAGCAGGUGCUGCAGCUAUUGCUCUUGGCAAAUCUGGAUCGAUGACCCCUGCUGAACUGAAAACCAAGAUGCUCGAUGACACAACUCCAGACGUGGUCGCCGAUGUAUCUGGCUCUCCGAACCUCCUUCUUUACGUGCCAUAACAACCUGAACAGACUUGGAUACCAGGAUUCCGUUUCAUUAAGACUUGUUAUAAUAACAAAUGCACGUUUUAUACAAAAAGUCUAUAUCAAAGUGAAUAAUUCAAGUAGCUUUUAACUGAUGUUAUUGCAAAUUUGUUUUCAUCACAAGUUUUACGAAACAGGGCCCUAGAUCGUACUGGAAUACGACGUUUGUCCUAAGCAUCACCGUGUCAAGAAUUUUUUUUCCUUAGGAGCAAGAAUUAGCAUAAAUGUUAAGCAGAAUAUUAAUGAAUAUGUACUGGAAAUGCGAACCGAUUGACCUUAUGAGAAUGGUGUGUUUUAUCUUACAUUUACAAUAAAUUUUAGAAAGCAAUAAAAAUUGCAUUAUUCUACAAUUUUGUAGGUCC
Lytechinus variegatus (green sea urchin) is the source of this 1724-nucleotide messenger RNA. Its product is annotated as aqualysin-1-like. Gene Ontology annotation, biological process: proteolysis. The record is from RefSeq and is a predicted model, not a curated record. The transcript has 8 exons. Lineage: Eukaryota; Metazoa; Echinodermata; Echinoidea; Temnopleuroida; Toxopneustidae. Gene Ontology annotation, molecular function: serine-type endopeptidase activity. The coding region runs from base 193 to 1338 and encodes 381 amino acids.